CCCGACUCCCGACUCAUUUCCGAGAAAUGGAGCAAAGAAUGAUGUUUUGGUUUGUGCUCCUCCUCCUAUUUUCCGUUAAAUUGGCGCUCGGAGUGGGAUAUCAGGACGAAUUCCACGAGGAACUCUUCGUCAAGCCUCUGCCCAGUGGACAUAUCAACACAUUCUUCCAAUUCACCACCAAAUGGCACUACAGCGAUAAGGGAGAUCUUCAUCACACUCACCUGGCUCCACGAUCCCUGGCUGAAAUCUUCCACGUGUAUAGCCUGCGGGAGUUGCAUGUGAGCCUCACGAAUGUCCUGUGGAGAUAUGAGAGUUGGGGUUAUCCGGUUGUUGAAGCGGGUCCGGGUGCUGAAGUUUGGGCUUGGUUUGAUGCACAGAAUGACCAGAAUACUCCACAGAGAAUUGAUGAACAGUGGAGGAAUCUGGUGGCCACGCUAUCAGGAUUGCUCUGUGCCUCACUUGGAUUUAUUGACGAUACCAAUACUGUUCAGCCUCAUUUCACCAUCAGACCACAGUUCUACUCCUCACUGCCGGUGAAUUCCAGUUUUGUGCGAUACUCAACGCUGCCGCAUGAGGUUGUGUGCACGGAGAACUUGACGCCGUGGAAGAAACUCCUUCCUUGUGGCCACAAAGAGGGAUUCUUGUCUCUGCUGAACUCUCAUCACAUACACGUGACGAAUUACCAUUCUUUGGGCAUUCACGUGAGGCAGCUAAGCUCAGCGAGAAGCCCAAGAAAGACGCUGGAGAUCAAGCAGACAGUGAACUUAGUGUACGAUCAGAUUGUCUUGGGUGGCAAGGAUUGGUCGGUGAGAAAACUCUUUGGUCAGGGCUUGAGCGGAUCAUGUCCGUUGGCUGAAUCCAGCAAAAUUUACCUCGAUAUGACUCAUUGCGGCCAUUUGGACUUCUCUCCGCCUCCAGAAAACACUGUCACGUCCAAGAGAGGCGGCAUUGAGACGACUUUCGCCGUCUAUGACAUCAAAAAAGAGAUUCCCGGGCGAAUGUUCAACUUGGCGGCUGUCCGGCGAGAAGAAGCCAAGCCUUCAGUGACCCUGGCAUCGCCUCCGCCGCUCUACGCAAAGCGAUACAUUCUGGGCGUUGGUCAGGAGCGCGGCAGGAUUGUCACGAAAAUCGUUAACACACACUGGGCAGAGUUGAAUGUGAUUGUGCAGGAGAAUAUUCCCUGGUUCGUUCCCAUCUAUCUGCACACACUCACACUGAAACUGGCGAAUGGCCAAGUGAUCCGUCCAGCAACCAUAAAGUACAUUCCUGGUCGGCAGAGACAGCGUGCUUAUCACCUGGAAGUGGCUUUCCGUCUGCCGGCACGAUCAACAGUCGAAAUGUCCAUCCACUUCGACUACAUCUUCCUCAAGUGGCAGGAAUACCCGCCAGACGCCAAUCACGGACACUACUUGGGCUCAGCGAUCGUGGCUGCGCAACUUCCCAUUGCCAGGAAUUUCACGGCAGUCCCUGUGGACGGAUCUCUCUUCGCCGACAGCUUCAACGCCUCGCGGCCCGGCUACUACGUCCAGAUCCGCACUGAAUCCCUCCUUCUGACGCUGCCCACCCCCGACUUCAGUAUGCCAUAUAACGUCAUUUGCCUGGCCUGCACUGUUGUGGCUCUGGCUUUUGGCCCCAUCCACAACAUGUCCACCAAGAGGAUCGUAAUCUUACCCAAAGAAGCACCCAAGAGCCUCCUGGCCACGCUGCGCCAAAAGCUGGGGUUCGCCGCCAAGGCGAAAGGGCAACAGGAGACUGAUAGCCAAAGUCAUGAGAAGAGUGAAUAAAAGCUCGCUUGAGCACAUUGAGAUACAUUAUUACAAUCUACAGUACAGUUAUUGUAUAAUUGAGAUACACUGGAGAGACUCUCCGUGGCGAAAACAUCUCUGCACAAUCAAGUCCAUAGCGAGAGAGUUGAAUUCAAGUUCCUCUGCAAUCAAGCUGCGAAGAGAAUAAAGAUAUGGACAAAGUUA
This is a messenger RNA of Phlebotomus argentipes, 1970 nucleotides long. It is a transcript of the gene PIG-T, whose product is annotated as GPI transamidase component PIG-T. The record is from RefSeq and is a predicted model, not a curated record. NCBI's taxonomy places the organism in Eukaryota, Metazoa, Arthropoda, Insecta, Diptera, Psychodidae. Gene Ontology annotation, cellular component: GPI-anchor transamidase complex. Gene Ontology annotation, biological process: attachment of GPI anchor to protein. The coding region runs from base 27 to 1784 and encodes 585 amino acids. The transcript is spliced from 2 exons.